Messenger RNA from Drosophila yakuba, 822 nucleotides. RefSeq lists its product as uncharacterized. Lineage: Eukaryota; Metazoa; Arthropoda; Insecta; Diptera; Drosophilidae. The record is from RefSeq and is a predicted model, not a curated record. Bases 1 to 540 code for a protein of 179 amino acids. The transcript has 3 exons.
AUGAGGUCGGUCCUGAAUAUAGUAGUUUUUUUCACCAUUUUGUGUUUAAUGAUCUUAAAACCCAGUGGUCCAGUCGUCUUCAAGCUGACAAAUGUCGUUUGCGACAGCUUUAAUAAAACCUGGGUUCGGAUAAAUCAAUGCAGAUUGAAGGCGAUCAAUCGCUAUAGAACUGUGUUUAAUUUCAACGCCACUUUCCUCUAUCCAACCAAUGAUGUCUUUGUUCACUACCACAUGUAUAAAAGGGAGAAUGGCUAUAAGCCAUGGCUUAUAAAAACACAGGUCGAUGGAUGUCGGUUUAUGCGAAAGCCAUAUGAUCCCUUUGGCAUAUUAAUUUUUAAAAUGUAUAGGAACUUCACUAAUGUCAACCACACCUGCCCGUAUUAUGGUGAAAUUCUCGUAAGGAACAUGUACUUAUCCACGACAGCUAUGCGACUUCCACUGCCCACGGGUGAUUAUUUACUGGCCAUGAACUGGCUAUUUUACGGAAAAACCCAAUUUGACACGAAUGUUAGUUUUCAAUUUGUUGAGGACAUAUUGUGACUUGAAUGUUAAAUGGCUUAAAGUCCUUAAGACUGUAAAGUGAUUUAUGUUUAUCUCGAAAAUGAAAGAUUAAUAAAGUGUUUAGUCUCUUCUACUGAAAAUCUUACACCACUCUCCGCGCAGAUGGAUAUAUAUAAGAGUAUCCCUUAGAUGAAGCCAGGAAAUGAGCAUUUUUAGGGAACGCGUGCAAUAACCCGUCAUUAGCAGGCUUUUGGUAAUAGACCUGUCGCCUCGUCGGCCAACUCCAAAGCCAUUCUCAGCAUAUGUUAGACAUUUAUGUCU